GUUUGCCCAGCCCCGGGGCUGGGCUUUCCCAGCACGGCCCCGCCAUCGCUCUGCGAACCCGCCGAGCACCGGGGUUGCCGGCUGGGGCUCUGCUGCCUCCAUGCUGUCCCCAGAGGGUUUGGUGGCCGCAGCCGCAGUGCUCGUGGUACUGGGUGUCCUGGCUUGGUGCCUUUGGGAAGGGAGGCUGGAGGUGUCUGGAGACCUGGCAGAGGAGGAGGAGGAAGAGAAGGGGAUCCCCUUCAUGGCCGAGGAGGGCUCAGGGUGCUGCCGGUUGCUGUGCAAGCCCUCGGCUCUGGCCCAGCACCUGGUGCGGAGCUUGGGGCGGUCGGCGGCGCUGCGGGGGGGACGGUGGCCGUGGCCACGCUGGCCUCAGCUCCAGAUGCUGCAGCAGCUCCUGCAGCCGCCUGAGCCGGAGCCAGUGGUGGCCCGGGAGCUCCUGCAGCUCUCUGAUGCUGGGCUGGUGGCCCUGGACUGGCUGGUGGGACCGUGGGGGGCUGUGGGUGGUGUUGGGGGGGUCUCCAGCCCGGUGCUGCUACUAAUCCCCAACGCUGCUGGGAAGGUGACGGGAGGGCUGUUGCAGCUGGGGCUGCGGGCGCUGGAGCGGGGCUUCAUCCCCGUCAUCUUCAACCGCCGGGGCCACAACGGCUGCCCCCUCACCACCCCCCGGCUCCAGCCCUUUGGGGACCCCGGGGACCUGCGGGAGGCCGUGACCUACCUGCGGUGCCGGCACCCCACUGCCUUGCUGCUGGCCGUCAGCGAGGGCUCGGGCUCGGGGCUGCUGCUCGCCUACCUGGGGGAGAGUGGCUCCUCCAGCCACCUGGCUGCUGCCGCCUGCCUCUCCCCCAUCUUCCGUGGCCGGGACUGGUUUGAGGCUGCGAUGCCCUGGCUCUACGAGUGGCCGCUGCUCCUCCACCUCAAGCAGGGAUUAAGCAGGUACGCGGGGUCCCUGGCCGAAGCGGUGGACAUGGACAGGCUGCUGGGCAGCCGCUCGCUGCGGGAGCUGGAGGAAUCCCUCUUCUGCCGGACCCGGAGCCGCCCCACGAGCUGGGAGGUCUACUGGGAACGCAACGAGCCCCUGCGCGACGCGGACGAGGCGGCCGUGCCGGUGCUGUGCCUGUGCAGCGCCGACGACCCCGUGCGCGGCCCCCCGGCCCGCAGCCUGCCCAUGGAGCUCUUCCGCAGCAGCCCCUACUUCUUCCUGCUGCUGACCCCGCGCGGGGGCCACUGCGGCUUCCCCCGCCGGGCACCGGGGCGCUGCUGGGGCCACGAGGCCGUGCUGGAGUAUUUCAGGGCCAUGGCCGAGUUCCUCCGGACGGAGGAGCGCAGGAAGGGGCUGCCGCGGCCCGGCAGGUGGGGGGGCCCCGCCGUCGAGCCCCCCGUGUUCACCUGGCAGAGGUCCUACACGCGGUAGCCCCCCUUCCCGGGGGGCUCACAAAGGCAGGCAGACACUCCGUGUACUAAAAUUACUUUAUUACAGUUGAUUUUUUUUUUAACAUUUCCUUUGCUAUGAUACAAAGGAUACUUA
Neopelma chrysocephalum (saffron-crested tyrant-manakin) is the source of this 1525-nucleotide messenger RNA. It is a transcript of the gene ABHD15, whose product is annotated as abhydrolase domain containing 15. Bases 101 to 1411 code for a protein of 436 amino acids. The record is from RefSeq and is a predicted model, not a curated record. NCBI's taxonomy places the organism in Eukaryota, Metazoa, Chordata, Aves, Passeriformes, Pipridae. The transcript has 2 exons. Gene Ontology annotation, molecular function: short-chain carboxylesterase activity; monoacylglycerol lipase activity.